UUAACGUAAUAACUCCAAAAGAGGAUUAAAUUCUAUAUGGAUCUGCAUAAUCCAGGCAUUUUGUGAAAACGUUAUUUAUAAUUAUAAAGCAGGAAUAGUGUAUGUGGGUUGCUAGAUAGGAAGCAUCCUGUUUGAUAGGGAACAUCAAGGCAGAUAGAUAAUGGUUAACAAAAUUCAGUUUCCUUUGAACCAGCGUACCAUCACUGGUUUUAAGAUCAAUUUUUCUUCGUUCCUCGAGUUUCAAACGGAUAAUGAUGACGGUUACACUACUUUUUCUUGUCACUUUACUGAACGAGUGCUUUGGGCAAAUAAUCGAUAUCGGCAGUGUUUGGGAAGUAAAAUGUCCACAAGGAUGUUCUUGUGAGGUUCAGAGAUUUGCCGAUUUGCCUUUACAUCGAUGGAUUCGAACGAGUCAAGAUCAGAACUUAUCCAAUGAUGCUGAUUUUGAACUUGGUUUAAACAUGGAUCAUACUAUGAUUACGGAAUUUUUGAAAGUAGCAAUCUGCGUUGUUGCUGAAGAUUAUGAAGAACUUUUAGAUAAACUUCCCUCAGACAUACAGAUUUUUACAAUACUCGAGUCUGGCAUUGGAGAUUUUGAGAUUCUUUUACAAUCUACAACAUUUCAACGUUUUACAGACCUGAUAUCCUUAGAUAUACAAGGCAUUGAUUACAAUGAACCAGGGCGAAAGAAUCUAAGCAAUGAGCAAAGAAAACAAGGUGGAAUUAUAUUAUCCGUCGAUUCUUUGUAUUCGUUAGGUUUAAAUCUCCUUUACUUGAAUUUGGAACGAGUGAAAUUAACCAGUCUGAGUCCAACAAAAAAAAACAAAGCCAACCUCGUAAUUAAACCAAUGAAUACAAUGACCGAUGAUGAGAACAGGAAUGAACAAUUGUUAAAUACAGGACACAGAUUAAUAUUUUUAAGUCAACAAAAUAGUGGAGAAAAUUAUGACAAGGAAAUACUUCCUUACGACAUUUAUAAACAAGAAAUGGAGGGUUACAAAGAAACUGUUGGGCUUUUUACUGGUUUAGGAGCUUUAACCCAUUUAAGAGUUUAUGAUUGUGCUUUGAAAGAUAUAUCCUGGCACAUGUUUGAUGGUUUGGAUAGCCUUGUCCAUCUCUCAUUACAAAAAAAUAGCCUAAAGUUUAUUCCAGAAUUUUGUUUUUAUGGCACACCUAAUUUGAAAGUGCUUUCGCUUGCAAGCAAUCAGUUGUUAACGCUUAAAAGUAUCGACUUAGCUGGUUUACUAAUGCUCAAAGAUCUUGAUUUAAGAGGGAAUAAUUUAACAUUCUUGUCAGAAUUAUCUUUCCCACCCUUUCCAAUGCUGAAGUCUGCAGAUUUUCGAGAAAAUCCUCUGGAUUCCGUAUUCCCAAGUACUUUUGAAAUUAUGAACACAACACUGAGGCUAUAUCUGGGUGGUGAGGAUUCAAAACUAUAUUUGCAAAAGAAUUCUUUUCUUGGAUUACGUCAACUUCAAAUCCUACAUUUAUACAAUGUAGAAAUACCCGUUUUGGAGCGUUUUGUGUUUCAAGGAAUGCCAGAGUUGCUAGAAUUAAAAACAUGCGGGAAUAUUUCAAGUAUAGAAUUUGAUGCAUUUGUAGAUUUAAUCAAGUUGCUAGAUCUUGAUCUGAGUUAUUGUCAUAUUCGUAAGAUAUCUAUGGAUGCUUUUUAUGGAUUAGAAAAUAUUAAGCGCAUAGAUUUGUCCAAUAAUGAACUGGAAUUUAUUCCACCUGGUUUAUUUGGGGUGCAACAACAAAAGGAGCUUAAAGAGAUCAUCCUUUCGAAAAAUAAAUUGACCUCGUUACCUCUGGAUUUUUUCAAAACGUUGCGCGUUCCAAAUAAACAAUCGCAAUUAACAAUUGUAAGACUAGAUGGAAAUCCAUGGGACUGCACUUGUUCUAUGACUACAUGGAAUCCUCAAUUGGUAAAUAGAUUGCGAGAAACAGCACCACGAUGCUCGACACCAAAAAGGUUGAAAAAUUGGGGAAUUUUUCAUGCAUUGCGCAAAGGUGGUUUACAAUGCAGAACUUUAAAAAGAAAACAUUUAAAAAAAUCUUUAAUGGGAAGAAACUAUUACGAAGAUAACAAUAUCAUCAGUUAG
Messenger RNA from Colletes gigas, 2099 nucleotides. RefSeq names its product carboxypeptidase N subunit 2-like. The transcript is spliced from 6 exons. Lineage: Eukaryota; Metazoa; Arthropoda; Insecta; Hymenoptera; Colletidae. Bases 252 to 2099 code for a protein of 615 amino acids. Gene Ontology annotation, molecular function: protein binding. The record is from RefSeq and is a predicted model, not a curated record.